Messenger RNA from Nymphaea colorata (pocket water lily), 1572 nucleotides. RefSeq names its product transcription factor MYB44. Lineage: Eukaryota; Viridiplantae; Streptophyta; Magnoliopsida; Nymphaeales; Nymphaeaceae. Gene Ontology annotation, cellular component: nucleus. The record is from RefSeq and is a predicted model, not a curated record. The coding region runs from base 144 to 1148 and encodes 334 amino acids. Gene Ontology annotation, biological process: regulation of DNA-templated transcription. Gene Ontology annotation, molecular function: RNA polymerase II cis-regulatory region sequence-specific DNA binding; DNA-binding transcription factor activity, RNA polymerase II-specific. The transcript has a single exon.
CUCUCCCAUUCGCUUCUUGUGUGAGAGUAACCAUUUCUUCCUUCUUGCUCAUCUUACAGCGGCUUUCUCGUUUUAAUCUUGGAAUUUUUGAGGGAUAGAUAAAAAAAAAAGAACCGGAGAAGGAGAAGAAACUGGUAGACAAGAUGGCAGCAACGGCAGCUGCAGCAGCAAUGGCGGUGGGGAUGAGUAGCAGUAAUACUAGCAGUGGGAGUGGUGGGAGAGGAGGGGAGGUGGUGGAUCGGAUAAAGGGACCUUGGAGCCCCGAGGAGGAUGAGGCCCUGCAGAGGUUGGUCGAGAAGCACGGCCCCAGGAACUGGUCCUUGAUCAGCAGGUCCAUACCCGGACGCUCCGGCAAGUCGUGCCGACUCCGGUGGUGCAACCAGCUGUCGCCGCAGGUGGAGCACCGCGCCUUCUCGCCGGAGGAGGACGCCACCAUCGUCGCCGCACACGCGCAGUUCGGCAACAAGUGGGCCACCAUCGCCCGCCUCCUCUCCGGCAGGACCGACAACGCCAUCAAAAACCACUGGAACUCCACCCUCAAGCGCAAAUGCGCCACCUCCGAUGCCCUGGUUUCCGCCGGCGCGCCCCCGGCCAAGCGCUGCCACAGCUCGAGCGGCGGCGCAGCUGGCUCCGCCGCGCCAGCUGGCGGUAUUCUCUGCCUCAGCCCCGGCAGUCCGUCUAUCUCCGACGUGAGCGACUCGAGUUUGUCCCUGUCCACCCCGCCGCCCCCGCCGCCGCCGCCGCCGUCGAACGUCUUCCGGCCGGUGGCGAGGCCGGCUGUACCGCCACCGCCGUCUGCGGUUAAUCUGGAGACGGAGAGCUCCACGAACGAUCCGCCCACCUCGCUCAGCCUCUCCCUCCCCGGCGCCCAGGCCGAUUCGUCCGAUUCCGGCUCCGCGAGAUCGCCGGUUAGGAAUACAAAUCCGCCGGCGGUCUGGCCGUGCAGCAGCGGUGGCGAUCUCGGCGCCUUCGCGGAGAAGGCGGUGGUGUUCGGGCCGGAGUUCCUGUCACUGAUGCAGGAUAUGGUCGCGAAGGAGGUGCAGAAGUACAUGUCGGUGAUUCAGAUGAACGGCGGCGGUUUCGAUCCGGCGGGUUUCGGGAUGAGGAGCGCGGCCGUUAAGAGGAUCGGCGUCAGCAGGCUGGACUGAACACACGAAGAUUCCAACUUUUCUUUGACUUGGUCCGUGAGAGAUUCGCUGUACAGAGAAAUGGCGGAAGAGGAAGAAGAAGAGAGAUGGAAUGAAAAAUCGGUGUUUGGUUAAGUGCCAUUCGAGGAAGUUUCUUUUUUGUUCUGCCAUCAUCGUCGCCUUCGCCAUGAUCACUAGCACUCUAGUGAUGCUUUAAAUUUCCUUUUCUUUUCUUUUUGCUCAUAAUCUUUCUGAUAAGAGGAGAAAACGGAGACCUUCGUUGCUGUAUAAAAACUGGAGAAAAGGGGAUGAAAUUUUCCAUGCAAGAACACCCAAAUGUGAAAAAAAAAAACCGAGAGAAAAAAUUUGAUAUAUAUGAUGCAUUGAGCAUUUGCCCAUGAAAUUUUCUUCAAAAUAAAGAGGACUACUGGACUGGUUUCACUGA